Molecule: messenger RNA, 679 nt
Organism: Fopius arisanus
Lineage: Eukaryota; Metazoa; Arthropoda; Insecta; Hymenoptera; Braconidae
Exons: 3
Coding region: 85-513 (142 amino acids)
Source: RefSeq, a predicted model, not a curated record
UGGUUUUCGGUUUUAACCGUAAAUUUUCAAGUAUACCCGUUCACAUUUCGAAUAUUUUGUCGUUGAAAUUAACAAGUGGCAGAGAUGAAUGAUUACGAAAGCAACGGACGAGACUACAGUGAAAAUAUCGACGAGGGGCCGGGAAGUGGAGAGACGGAAUCAUUUUUCUCGAGAAAUUCCUCACCUGCUACCUACCAACCCAAGAAACAAGAGCCCGAUAAAAAUGCCGAAAAAAAAUCAAAGUCUUCGCGAUCCUGCGACUGUAACCCUGAGAAAAAAUCGAGAACAGUUAGACGAAGAAAAAUACCACCGUCUGUCAAUCCAUUUAUCAUUUUUUACCUCACGGAGUAUUUCAAAAAUCCCUCGAAACGAGUGACUGAGGUAGCUCGUGAGGCAGGUAAAAAAUGGUGCGGUAUGUCAGAAAGCGAAAAAUCAUGUUAUAUAAAGAGAGCCAAGCAAGAAAGUGCUAAGAGACAGAGAAGAGGACGAAAAAGAUCGCGAGGCGGUUGCUAGGUUGCUAGGUGGGAAACUCCAAUAGAGGUACCUGCAUAAUGAAAAAGAAUGAGAGACCAAGUUAUUACUGCAGUAAAGUUACGAUGAGCUUUUGCUGAUAUCACCUACGAUAAUUUCCCCGUGGUUAAUAUAACUUGAGCAUUGAAAUUAAUAUUAACAUAUACAA